AUGGGCACUUCCAAAAACGGUGUAAACGCUUACAACGAGGUAAUUAGAUGGUCUAAAAAUGGGAAAAUUUUAGAUGUUGGGUGUGGUGAAGGUUCGACAACGGUUGAUUUUUUGUAUCCCUUGAUGAUUGCAAAUUUUUUCAAACUCCAAAUUAAUCGCGAUGGAUUUACAAGAAGAAUAUGGAUAAAGAAUAUAUAUGAUUUAAUGAAACGUGAUGGGCAAACUUUCUUCAUAAUUCCAGCAAAUAAUCCAGUUUUUACUGCAGUUAUGGAGCUGCGUCAUGAAGGAAAUUAUAUUGAAUAUGUUAAAAAAGUCGAGCACGUUUUUAACACUCCAUUUGCUCAAUUAAGUAAUCCUGAAGAUUGGAUUAAACCUUUAAUGGAAAAAGAAGGAUUUAAAAAUGUUAAAUGUUUCAAAUUUCCCCAAGAUUUCACUUUUGAAAGUUUCGAUUAUUUAAAAAGGUUCAUUGCAACUUUUCAAUUUUUAAUUAAGGAAAUUCCAACUGAUGAACAAGACGAUUUUAUCGAACAAGUUGGUAAUCGUAUUAUAAGAAUAUCAACUUUUGAUGAGACCACUCAAGAAAUUCAUGCAAGCUGUUUUAUUCUUGCUAUAAUUGCAGAUAAAUAA
Molecule: messenger RNA, 627 nt
Organism: Onthophagus taurus
Lineage: Eukaryota; Metazoa; Arthropoda; Insecta; Coleoptera; Scarabaeidae
Source: RefSeq, a predicted model, not a curated record